AUGCUGUGGGAAGACAUUGCUCAGCGUAAGCAGAAUGCAAUUGUUGCUGCUAUUCCUGAAGAAUGGCGAGACUCGCUGUUAAAGGCGAAAAUGGAUGCUUCUGGUGAAGUCAACACGAAUAUUUACUUGGAUAGUGUGCUUCCAGAGAACGAGAAGGCUAUCACGCACCUUUCGUUGGUUGAGCUUCAGCACAAGCUAGCUCUGGGGCAGGUGACGGCAGUGGAGGUGGUCAGGGCUUAUUGUUUUGAAUUGCUGCUCGGAUAUUUUUUUGACGAGGCGUUGGAGAGAGCCAGGGAGCUUGAUGAAAAACGGUCUGAAGGUGGGGUGGUGGGUCCUCUUCAUGGUAUUCCCAUUUCUUUGAAGGAUCAGGUGGACUUGGUCGGGAAGGACUCCACGUUGGGGUACGCGUCUUUGGCUGGGAAACCUAAACAGAAGAAUGCGUUGAUUGCUGAUCAAUUGUUAAAGGCUGGAGCUGUCUUUUACGUGAAAACGGCUGUGCCUAGUUCGUUGAUGGCUUCUGAGACUUACUCUAAUCUCAAUGGCUAUACUACAAACGCUUUGCAUCUGGAGUUUUCUGCUGGCGGGUCUUCAGGUGGUGAAGGCUCUUUGAUCGCUGCUGGUGCUUCUGUCUGUGGAUUAGGUACUGAUAUUGGAGGAAGCAUCAGGAUUCCAUCCUGUUUCCAGGGCUUGUAUGCUUUGAAACCUGCAAAUGGCCGUUUGUCAUAUAUGAAUGUCACAAACGCUACAAGUGGCCAGGAAUGCGUUGUAUCUUCAAUUGGCCCAAUGGCACGUUCUUUGCAGGAUGUCAAGUACGUUACCAAAGUGCUAGUGGAUCUGGAGGGUUGGAAUUGGGAUCCCAAGGUACUUGCUGUACCAUGGAAAGAGGUUCCACAAAAGAAAUUUGUCAUUGGCAUGUGGCAUUCGUGCCCUGAGCUUAAGCCUCAGCCUCCGGUGGUAAGAGCGCUUGAGGAAACGAAAACAGCCCUACAAAGAGAAGGACACGAGGUGAUUGAUAUAGAGCUUCCGAUGCUGUUGAAAGCGCUUGCCACGGCUACAAAAGUUUACGUUGCAGAUGCUGGUAAAGAGGCAUUCGGCGAGUGUGCAAAAACAGGCGAGACCUUAAUCAACGCGGUUCAAAUUUGUGUUCCUUGGGAAACCUUUGAUAAGCCUCUUUCUGUGAAUGAGUGGUGGGAUUUGUGCAACGAGUCGUACGAGAUCAAGCAGGCCUUCUACGCUUACUGGCAGCAAACAGCAGAAUGGACCACUUCCAAGAGACCCAUCGAUGCUAUUAUCUGUCCUAUUUGGCCAGUACCGGCUGUUCCUAAGCAUGGCCCCAAUACAGAAAACUACACCAUUCCGUUCAACCUAUUUGACUGUGCAAGUACUGUGGUGCCAGUAGCCAAAGUCGACAAGCAUAAGGACGCCAAAAACGACGCUUUCAAGGCUCUGAACGAAGCAGAACAAAGCGUUCAUGAUAUCUACGACCCGGAACGGUACCACGGCAUGCCUGUGUGUCUCCAGGUAGUGACCAAGAAGCUCGAAGAGGAAACACUGUUGGCAGUAGCAACAGCAUGCGAUAACGCCGUCAACAGCCACUAG
This is a messenger RNA of Candidozyma haemuli, 1599 nucleotides long. RefSeq lists its product as uncharacterized. NCBI's taxonomy places the organism in Eukaryota, Fungi, Ascomycota, Pichiomycetes, Serinales, Metschnikowiaceae. Bases 1 to 1599 code for a protein of 532 amino acids. The transcript is spliced from 2 exons. The record is from RefSeq and is a predicted model, not a curated record.